ACACGCAUACUGAGAGGUGCAGAAGUCGAGAUAUUUUCAUCAUGGCAACCACAGUCAUGCAAAUGGAAACCAGGGUCCAGCAACAUCACUCCAUUAAAGUCUCCAGCUCCCAGAUGCAACGUAUAUCUCAGACUGUGGGAGAGGAAGUUGUUUCUAGGAAAUCUUCUACCACGGUGGAGUCCUUCAGCAUGGUGACACGCUCCUUUGAGAUCCCUUUAGGAGAAAGCAUCCCUGAAUUUGUGGAGAAGCCUCAUCCACUGACAGCCCCUGAGGGAGACAAAGCAGUAUUUCGAGCUAAAGUGAAAGGUAACCCCAAGCCCAGUGUAACAUGGAAAAGAGAAAGUGGGAUACCAAUAAAAGAGGGUUCAAAAAUGUUUUUUGACAGUAUCAAUAAGGAGUUUGUGCUAAAGCUGGAGUCCCUCGCCCCAGAUGAUGCUGAUAACUACAAGUGCAUCGUUUCCAAUGACCAUGCUGAUAUCAUCUACACUGUGUCCUUGAUUGUGACUGAAAGUCAAGAAAAGUUGGAUUUCAAAAAAAUGCUUAAAAAAAGGGGCCCUCCUGCUCCAAAGAAGAAAGCAAAGAAGGUGACUGAUGAGAAGGAAAUGCUUGAGAUCCUCUCCAAGGUGCCAAAAAAGGACUUUGAGAGGGUCUGCAUGGAAUACGGCUUCACCGACUUCCGUGGGCUCCUCAGGAAGCUAAAGGAGAUGAAGAAGAAAGUGGAGGUUGAGGCAGUCAAAGUUCUAAAACCUCUUGAGGAUGUCUCAGCUAAAGUGGAUUCCACAGCUAUAUUUGACACCAUUCUGGAACUGAAGGACCCCAAUACUAAGAUGACAUGGUAUAAGGGUAAUGAUCCCUUGCGUAUUCAGUACUGCCUAGGAAAAUAUGAAAUAAAGCAGAUGGGUACAAAGUAUAUGCUGUACAUCUUAAAUGUGAAUGAAAAAGACUGGGGCACCUACAGUCUAAUUGUGGCUGACAAGAAACUCUCAGCACAACUGAAAGUGAUAGAUGAGCCCCUAAAGUUCCUGGCAGAACUGAAGCCACUGAAAGUGACAGAAAGGCAGACAGCAGUGUUUGAAAUCCGCCUGUCCAAAAAAGUGCCCAAUUUCACCUGGAAAUUCAAUGGGAAGGAGCUGAAGCGGGACGACAAAUAUGAGAUCAUCACAUCUGACGAUGGAUUAACCCACACGUUGAAAAUAAAGGACGUUCGGCCCAGCGACAUUGGAGAAUUUAGCGCCCAGGCUGGGGAUCUGGUGCAGAAAGCGCCACUCUUCAUUGAACGAAUUCCAAUUAAAUUUCUCAGCAACCUGAAGAAUGUCCGAGUCAAGGAGAAGGGGAAAGCUUGCCUGGAGUGUGAGCUGACCUCUAAAGAUGUUACGCUGAAGUGGAUGAAGGAUGGGAGGGUGAUUGAGAGGUCUGACAAAUACAGCAUGACUCGUGAAGGGAAGAGGGCAGAGCUAAUCAUUGAUGAUGCUGAGCUGAGUGACUCAGGAGAGUACACAGUGGUUGCUUUGCAAGAUAAUGACCCAACGGAGUACUGCAGCACUGCCAAUGUAACGGUGGAAGAGAGAUUUGCUACAGUCAAGAGCGGCAUGUCUGAUGUUCAGGCUCCAACUGGGAACCCAGCAGAGCUCUGCGUUGUCCUCAAUGAUGAGAAGGUAGAGGGAGUUUGGCUGAAGGAUGGCAAAGAGAUCACGGAUAUGACAGGAAUCCAGAUAGUCAAGCAGGGAGCUGUCCACAAAUUGAUCAUUGACAAAAUGGGAGAGGAACAUGAAGGGAAGUACACGUUCAGAGCCAAGGGGGCAGAAAGUGAGGCCACCAUAGCCAUUGCAGAUGUUCCUGUCAUUGACCCAUCUGUGCUGGAGGUUUUAGCGGCACACCCAGUGACUGUGAAGGCCGGGCAUACAGCAUACAUCAAGGUCCCAUUCAAGGGAAAGCCACUGCCAAAAGUCACCUGGUUCAAGGACGGUAUUGAGGUGACAGAGGAGGAGAAGGUUGUGAUGGAAAAAGCCAGUGAUUAUGCAAUGCUCACAAUAAAAAACUGUGUGAGAGAAGACAGCGGAAACAUUAUGCUGAAGCUGAAAAAUGAUUGUGGUUCAGCUAUUGCUAAUAUGUUUCUCAACGUUGUUGACAAACCAAAACCACCACAGGGUAAAGUGGAAUUGCUAGAGCGUACGGGAAAAUGCAUUAAAAUGAAAUGGAAAGCACCCAGAGACAAUGGAGGAAAGCAAGUGACCCACUUCAUCAUUGAAAAGAAGAUGGCUGGGAAAAAGUCCUGGAUUAAAAUUGGGGAAACUGACAGCAAACAUACCACAUUUGCCACUGAUAAGGUAGAGGAAGGUAAAGCCUAUCAGUUCAGAAUCAUUGCUGUCAAUGCAGAAGGUCUGAGUGAUCCACUGGAGACAGAAGAAAUCUUUGCUGGGGAACCUAUUGAGCCUCCUGGACUGGCAUCUCAACCUCAAGUUACAGAUGUUACUAAGGAAGCUGUCACCAUCACCUGGAACCCUCCAGCACAGGACGGCGGCUCCCCAGUACAAGGAUACAUUGUGGAAAGAAGGAAGAAAGGCAGCAACCUUUGGGUCCCAGUUACCAAAGAGCUAGUCCAAGAUACCAAGUUCAAAGUGGAUGGAUUGCUGGAGGAUACAGAAUAUGAGUUCCGUGUUACAGCUGUGAACCGUGCAGGGCCUGGACAUCCCAGCGUGGCUUCAAACUCUGUUGUUGCAAAGGACCCCAUCAAGCCUCCAGGAAUGGUGAAGGGGAUCCAUGUGGUUGACUCUUCCAACUCCAGCAUUUCCUUGGCGUGGGAGCAGCCAGAUCACGGAGACUUGCCGUCAGGAUACAUACUUGAGAUGCGCGCAGAGAACACCAAGGAAUGGACAAAAUGCUCUAAAAUCCCAAUCUCCGGCACUAGCUACACUGUGGGAGGCUUGCAGGAGAGGCAGAAAUAUUUCUUCCGUAUCCGAGCGGUGAAUGAAGCUGGUGUGGGAGAACCAGCAGAGCUAGAGAAUGGAGUUCUAGCUAUGCCCCCUCCAGCCUGUCCGAAGUUUGAUCUAAGUGCCAAGCUGAAGAGUCAUGUGGUGGUUCGUGCUGGGACAGCCCUCUGCAUUCAUGCUGCCUUUACUGGUUCCCCUCCACCAACUGUGACCUGGCAAAAAGACGGAAUUCUGACAAAAGGGAGAGAGAUAAUCACCAAAGGCAAGAACCACUCCCAGUUCCUCAUCCACAGCACCAAGCGUUUUGAUUCUGGUGUGUACAGGAUCCUCCUUAGGAACGACUAUGGUGAAGCCCAUUAUGACAUCCAAGUACAUGUGGCAGAUUCCCCACGGCCACCAAAGAAUCUGCAGCUGGUUGAGGAAGUGCCGAACACCGUGACUCUGAAAUGGGAUCACACCCCAGAUAUAAUGGAUGAUGGGCAUGCCCAUUACGUCAUCAUGAAACGUGAUGCUAGAACUGCCACCUGGUUCACUGCAGCUGAAAAAGUCUACAGUAACAAGUACACUGUCACAGCCCUGGUCCCAGGCAGGAAAUACUUUUUCCGAGUUAUUGCCCGCAAUGACAUUGGAGACAGUGACCCUCUGGAUUCCAAGGAGCCCUGGCACAUCUCUAAAGACAAAGAGCGUUUCAGUGCCAACUUGAAGGAGUAUCACGAGAAAGACUGGCGCCAGGCCCCCCAUUUCAUUGCGCCUCUGAAGAACCAUGCAGUUCGCCGGGGCCAGGACUGCACCAUGAGUUGUGCUUUCUUGGGCAACCCCCGCCCGGUGGUGACAUUGUACAAAGGCAAUGUGAACAUCACGGCCAAUUCUAAGUUUUGGUACAACUCAACAAGUGGCGUCUGCACACUGAUGAUCCCCACCUGCAGCUCCAAGGACAGCGGAGACUACACCGUGGCCAUUGAGAAUGAGCUGGGCCAGGAGAAAUGCAGCUGCAUGCUGACUGUGUAUGAUAAAGAUGAUAAAAGCCUCCUGGACUCAGUGACUGAAAGUCUUCAGAAGUCAAAGCACAUCAUGUAAUCAGCAGACCCGGAUCCAAAUUCAUCCAGUCCAGCAUGCGGAACAAUUCAAACAUUUCUGUGUAGUUUGACUUAGAUAUGCAUGGCUCAAAACAGCAACUGCACUAUCUUCUAUAGUGAUUAAUGAAUCCAAAUGCCAAAAGGUGGGGCCUUCACUGUAGAAGGGCAGUUUUAAUGUUUCAGUACUUUCUUCCACAUAGGCAGCUUCCACAUGCUAGUGUGUGUGAAUGGUAAUAUUUCCAAUACUGGAUGAAAAUGUAUCUUAAAAAUAAAAGG
Messenger RNA from Chelonia mydas (Green sea turtle), 4282 nucleotides. It is a transcript of the gene IGSF22, whose product is annotated as immunoglobulin superfamily member 22. The transcript has 22 exons. Lineage: Eukaryota; Metazoa; Chordata; Testudines; Cheloniidae. The record is from RefSeq and is a predicted model, not a curated record. The coding region runs from base 42 to 4007 and encodes 1321 amino acids. Gene Ontology annotation, molecular function: protein binding.